Messenger RNA from Branchiostoma belcheri (Belcher's lancelet), 2896 nucleotides. RefSeq names its product DNA repair and recombination protein rhm52-like. The transcript has 6 exons. Gene Ontology annotation, cellular component: nucleus. The record is from RefSeq and is a predicted model, not a curated record. Lineage: Eukaryota; Metazoa; Chordata; Leptocardii; Amphioxiformes; Branchiostomatidae. The coding region runs from base 147 to 1763 and encodes 538 amino acids. Gene Ontology annotation, biological process: double-strand break repair via homologous recombination; double-strand break repair via single-strand annealing; mitotic recombination.
GUGUUGUGUGCUGUUCUGCCAGGAGCGCGCGCGAUCUGAAAAGACAGUUCCGAGUUCCCUGGGUAUUUGUGCAGCAAUCUCCUCCCUCGCAACAUUUCUUCAGCGAAAUAAGCAAAGUUUGUGCAGCUGGCCAGUAUUACUUGAAGAUGAAUGAACAGGAGCGGCCAAAUGGCCUGUACACCAGACAGACGGCCUUCGGGAACAUGCUGUUCACCCGGGAGGAGCACAGCGCCAUCCAGGCAGCAUUACGCCAGCGGCUGGGCCGGGAGUUCAUCAGCCAGCGACCGGGGCCGGGAAACCAGAAACUCACCUACAUCGAGGGCCACAAGGCCGUGGCGCUGGCCAACGAGCUGUUCGGGUACGACGGGUGGUCCACCUUUGUCUUGUGGACCACCAUCAACUUUGUGGACGAGAAAGCGGGCAGGUACAACGUCGGGGUGCACAGCUGUGUGCGCGUGAUGCUGAAGAACGGAGCCUCACAGGAGGACCUCGGGUUCGGCGCUGCUGAUAAUGCACGCUCCAAAACUGCCGCCCUGGAGAAAGCUCUGAAGGAGUCUGUCACCGACGGUAUGAAGCGGGCUCUGAAGAGGUUCGGGAAUGCCUUAGGGAACUGUCUGUCUGACAAGGAGUUUCUCAACGCUGUGAUGAAGACGACAAAGCCAGGAAAGUCAACAUAUGAUGUAAAUGACUUCAAGCGCGACCUAGUGGAUCCAGGCAUCGAAAAUGCUCGGAGGGCUAGCCUGCACACCCCCACCCAGGGGCUGCCCCUCCCCACCCCCCAAGGGCUGCCCCUCCCGCAGGCCUACUCCACACCAGUACAUACAGCCAUGCCUCCCCAGUGUGAGGGGAAUGGUAUGGUUCCAUUUGAUGGUCACUCCAGGCAGUUCUUUGGUAACCAAGGACACAGUCGCAGUGCUAGCUGUGGGCCCAUCGUCCCUUCCAUGAGUGCUGGGCCAUCAACAAAUACUGACCCAUCUACAAGCACUGGCCCGUCAACAAGUACUGGCUCGUCAACAAGCAGCAGGCCAAACUCUAAGAGAGUCCCAAAUACAACAAAAGGACUACCGGUAAACUCCUGCAGUGGCCCCAGUGCUGACAUUAACCCAAACAUCAGCAGAGGCCCCCAAACGGGACAAACUGUUAGUAGUGUGCCAAGCACCAGUACGGGUCCCAAAACAAACAGUGGGCCUGCCACCAGCAGUGGCUCAAACAUCCCAAACCAUGCAGGUAGUGGCCCCAAGAAGAGCAUCAGCCCAAGCAAGAGGAAGAGGGCCAGCCCACGACAGGCGGCCCCGCAGAGCCGGAAGACCUCCUUGGAAGCGGCUGGGGAAUCGGAUGAAGCGGCGCGGCUGAGGAAACAUCGUCAGUGGCAGAAGCAGCAGGAGUUCCGCCAACAGCUGGCCAAGAAGCAGGGAAACCUACCACGGGCCACGACAUCCCCGCAGGGAGCUGAUGGGAUAGCAGGGCCGUCUGGGAAUGGGGUUGAGCUGGAGGGGUUUGACGCGGGGAUGGAUGACAGUCUGCUGGCGAAUGCCGUCGAGAACGAAUUCUGGAACGAAGACGAAAGCGCAGCGGGGGUCACUCCCACAGGUGUGAUGACACGCAGUCGUACACCAGGGAAGCAGGGAGCAAGCGCCACCAUGCAGCCGGGACAGNAAGUGCAGGGACAGAGGGGACCAUUUGGGAGUAGGGCGGGUCAGCAUGGGUGGAGUGCUCAGCACAGACAGCCAACAGUGAAGAAAAGGCGAAUAGACAGCAGUUGAUAUCAUAUAGCAGCACCAGAACGGUUCAGACCAAGCUCAACUGGAACCAAGCAAGAACCAUAUCACAAAGCUAUGGCAUAAUAUUCUUGAAUUAGACAGUAUGUGAAAUUGUAGAGUGGGGCAAGUAGUUGUAUAGCAGCAUUUGAACUGGAGCCAAGACAAUGUUGCAAAUCAUUUUUUAUUUUAUUUUAAAUCCUUUUUCCCCCCAGGUUUUACCACAAAUGCUUACCAGAUUCCUGUACUAAGUUGUUACGAAGGAGGUGUGCUUACAUGAAGAGUUGUGGGAGAGACAAUUAUUAGUAAAGAAAUAAAACUCAACCAUUAGCAUACAAAAGUUAAGUUCAUGUGCAGGAAAGUAUGAUGUUUACCACCAAGUUUCUUCUUCAGUUUCCCACAGAUAAUGUAGUUUGUACUACAGGGACAUUUCAUGUUUAUGCUAGUUAUAUUCAUGUUGCAGUUUUGAACUAAUAUUGACAAACCAUUACAGUGUAUUGAAAUAUGUGAGAAUCAAGAUAAUCAAUUUUUUACUGCUAGCCUAAAGAAGCUGCAAUGUUGAUAGUAUUGUAAAGUAAGUAUGUAUGAAUAUUACAGUAAUGUUGAUUUCUAGCAUAGUACUUACUUUAUUUGUCAGGGUUCAAAAUACUGCCUGCAUAUGCAGGUAAGUACAGGUAAUAUUGGAGCGGUGAAAUAUGUCUGGCUGCACCUAACCUGUACCAAUCCAUGUACUGUAGGUGUAUGUGGAUUUCUAUUUUCUGCAUUGAUAUUGACUGUUACAACCUAUGAAGUACAUAAAAGAAAAAUGGCAAUGGAACAGUUUUUAGUAUAAUCCACACUUCCUAAAUUCUGAGUAGUGUAGGUGAAAUUUGUAGGGUCCACAAGUAUGCAGAAGAAAGUAUUUCAAGCCCCUAAUGUGGCACGGUAUAGUAUAUUAUGAUACCAGUAUAGAUUAUAAUUUUUAUCAAGUUGUUCAGUUUGUGUUUUCAAAAAGACAUUUCUAUAAGGUUGUGUUUUGAAACAUUUCUAGUUACAAUGGUUGCAUUCUGUUUAUGUACUUUUAAGGCAAGGCCAUGUUGAUUUUAUUUUAUGGAAUGACAUCAGCGUGCAUGAAUUUUCGUCCAUUCCCCCCCCCCCAA